Molecule: messenger RNA, 1294 nt
Organism: Halteromyces radiatus
Lineage: Eukaryota; Fungi; Mucoromycota; Mucoromycetes; Mucorales; Cunninghamellaceae
Product: Ribokinase-like protein
Exons: 3
Coding region: 57-1097 (346 amino acids)
Biological process (GO): purine ribonucleoside salvage
Cellular component (GO): nucleus; cytosol
Molecular function (GO): adenosine kinase activity
Source: RefSeq, a predicted model, not a curated record
UCAUUUCUUUCCCUUCUUUUUUUUUUCUCUUUAUUCAUUAUAAUAUUAUACACAUCAUGCCUUAUACUCUUCUUGCUCUUGAAAACCCCUUAUUAGAUAUUCAAGCCAACGUUUCAGAUGAAUUCUUGGCCAAGUACAAACUCAAGUCUAACGAUGCUAUCUUGGCUGCUGAAGAACACCAACCUUUGUACAAGGAAUUAGUCGAUACCUACAAAGUUGUCUAUGUUGCUGGUGGUGCUGCUCAAAAUACUGCUCGCGGUGCUCAAUACAUCAUGCCUCCUAACAGUACUGUUUAUAUGGGUGCUGUGUCCAAUGAUGAUUAUGCUAAAACUAUCAAGGAUGCUGCUGAAGCUGAUGGUCUCAAGACCAACUAUCAAAUUGUUACCUCUGCUCCUACUGGUACUUGUGCUGCUUUGAUUACUGGUCACGAUCGAUCCCUUGUUACUAACUUGGGUGCUGCCGAUUUGUUCACCUUUGAAUUCUUGCAACAACCUGAAAAUUGGAAGUUGGUGGAAGAAGCUUCUUACUAUUACGUUGGUGGAUUCUUCUUGACUCACGAAGGUGGUUUCAAGUCUGCUACUGCCAUUUCCGAAUAUGCAUCCAAGAAUAACAAACCCUUUGCAUUGAACUUGAGUGCUCCCUUCUUGUCACAAUUCUUCAAGGAACGUCUCGAUACCAUUAUCAAGAACACUGAUAUCUUAUGUGGUAAUGAAGAUGAAGCUCGUACUUAUGCCAAGCAAGCUGGUUUUGAAGAAACUCAUGAUGUUCAAGUCAUUGCUAGCAAGUUAUCACAACUCCCUAAGGGUAAUGAUCGUCCCCGUAUUGUCGUCAUCACUCAAGGUUCCGAUGCUACUAUUGUGGCUGUUGGUGAUAAGGUGGAUAGUUACCCCGUCAACAAGGUGGAAAGCAAAGAUAUUGUCGAUACCAAUGGUGCUGGUGAUGCCUUCUGUGGUGGUUUCCUUGGUUUGUAUGCUCAAGGUGUAACUGAUUUGAAACGAUGUGUUCAAGCUGGUCACUAUGUUGCUGGUCUUGUUAUCAAGCAAGUUGGUCCCACUUAUCCUCAAGGUGCUGCUAAGGGUACUCUUCCUACUUUUUAAAUCAUUUAAUAUAGUUUAGAUUCUUUUUUUUUUUAUAUUUAUUUUAGAAUCAUUACCAUUUUGUCAUAGUUUGCUUUUUUGUGGUUUUAGUAAUGUAUGUGUAUAUGUUGUCUUUUUGUAUACGUUUUCAUCAAUUAAAAAAAAAGAAUAUUUCAUCAUCGCGAAAUAGUCAGUCAUUAAAAAAAAAAAAAAGGAUG